This is a messenger RNA of Cannabis sativa, 885 nucleotides long. RefSeq lists its product as uncharacterized. The record is from RefSeq and is a predicted model, not a curated record. Bases 1 to 885 code for a protein of 294 amino acids. The transcript has 4 exons. NCBI's taxonomy places the organism in Eukaryota, Viridiplantae, Streptophyta, Magnoliopsida, Rosales, Cannabaceae.
AUGCCUAUCUGUUCCCUCCUUGCUCGGAGGAUUAGGAUUGAGGAGGUCUCUUGCCCGCUUUGUGGUGAGGGCGAAGAGUCUAUGGAGCAUCUGUUCCUUUUUUGUAAUUUUGCGUACCAUAUUUGGAGGUCUUCCCCUUGGGGAGUUAUUCCAGUUUUUGAGUCUGGAGCCCAGGUCUGGGACUGGGUAUCUUUCCUUUGGAACUUGAAGUUAAAAGGGGUGGAUAUUGAUAAGUUGUUCCUCUAUGUGUCAUUUGUAAUGGAUAGAAUUUGGAAGGCCCGCAACGAUAAGGUACAUAGUAACACCUCAGUAGACAUUAACCACUCUAUUGAUUCUAUCUCUUUUUGUUACACAAAUUAUGCCUCUUGCUUGUUUGCCUCGAAGUUGGCAGCUAUGUCGCCUGUUUGGUCCCCUCCUCCUGAAGAAUGGAUCGAGAUCAAUUGUAAUGUCAAGGUUGGUAGUUGUUCCAUGUGCGUGGCAACGUUGGCUAGGGAUCACACAUGGACAGUUUUGUGGGCUGCAACUAAAAGACUCAACUUCACAGAUUCACUGAUUGGUGAAGCUGCAGUCUGUCAGCUGGCGGUGGAAUCAGCUGUUGUGAUGAAGCACCCUUUUGUCCUGAUUGAGAGUGAUUCGGAGAAGGUUAUCAAUGCUCUGAAAGGAACUCUCCAUAAUGUAGUUAGGCAUACUUCAGAUAAGAUUCUGCCCAGAAGUAGGAUGAUAACGUGGACCAAAAAAACUGUGUUGCCAUUUGGUGGCUACAAUGAUGAAGGAGAGCCAAUUUCUGAAGGAGGCGAUGUUCUGGAGGCCAGGGAGGACUACAUCAUCAAGGAAUACACCGAGGCUAUCCCUUUGAGGAGGAGAAGUUCACCAGGAGAUCGAUAG